AUGAAUGAAAUCUCUGGAUUUCAUCAAAAGACUCUUGAAGGCUUUGGAGAAGCAUGGGAAAUGUUCAACAGCUACAUCUCUCAAUAUCCUCAUCAUGGCUUCAAUAUGGAGAGUUUACUUAGUACUUUCUACAUAGGUGCUUUGCCAAAGUUUAGAAGCCAACUUGAUACUGCUAGCAAUGGUUUCUUCUUGGGGAGAACUGAAGCAGAUGCUUUGAAGCUUGUGGAGAAUAUGGCUAAGAGUGAUUCAGUCUACAGUGAUGAGCAUGAUAGAAGCAACAGAGGCAGUGGAGGUGAUGAUACAAACACCAAGAAAGAAGCUACACAAGAAAAGGUGAACUUUGUUGGUGAGAAGAAACAAGAAGGGACUGCAGUGCUUAAUGAAGUUGAUGGUCUAGAAGGUCAAGAAGAGUUGUGCUUUUACAACAACUACCAACAAAAUCCCUUCUAUAACAACAACCAACAAGGUGGUUACCAAGCUAGACAAAACUACUCUCAAGGUUUCCCCUCCAAAGGAAAUCAGUCUACACAAAUCCAAGUCGGAUCUUCUACUUCUGCUCCACAAGAGAGUAGCACUGAUGCAAUGUUGAAGCAGAUCUUGCAAUCCCAAACUAGAAGUGAGAAGCACAUUGGAUAUGAGCUGAAGAACCUUCACACCAAAGUUGAUGGAAGCUACAAUGAUCUCAACAACAAGUUCUCAAACCUUGCUUCCAACUUCAAAGCUUUAGAGAACCAGUUUGCCUCAAUGAGUAGUAACUCAAAACGCCCUAUGGGAUCACUUGCCAGAACCUCUGAGCAAAACCCCAAGGAGACAAUGAAAUCCAUCACCCUUAGGAGUGGUAAACAGUUGCCUCCUAGAGCUCUCAUUAGGGAUAAUGAGAAUCAAGAUGGGGAGGUGGUCAUCAAUGUGGAUGAUGAUGUAGUUAUUGUGGAUGAGAAAACCAAUGAAGAGAUCUUGGAGAAGAUAGUUGAAGCUAAAGGGAAAGGAAAAGUUGGAGAAGAGAAGAAGGUUGUGAACAAGAAUGAAGCUGCUACUUCAUCAAAAGGAGCUCCAUUCAUUCCUCUUCCAUAUGAAGCAAAACUUCCCUUCCCUGGUAGAUUGAAGAGACAAUUUUUGGAGCAAUACAAGACCUUGUUUGAGAAGCAAAUGAGUGAAGUUCAGAUUACUAUGCCCAUUAUUGAUGCCUUCAUGCUAGUGCCUCAGUACAGCAAGUUCCUCAAGGAUGCUGUAACCAAGAAGAAGAAAGAGAUGGAAGGGAUGGUAGUUCUCACCCAUGAAUGCAGCGCCAUUAUACAGCGGCUAACCAUCCCCAAGAAGCUUGAAGAUCCAGGAAGUUUCACACUACCUUGUGCCAUUGGGCAAUUGGCUUUUGAGAAGUGUCUAUAUGAUUUGGGAGCAAGUGUGAGCCUUAUGCCUCUCUCCAUUGCUAAAAGGCUUGGGUUUACACAAUACAAGAAGUGUAGACUCUUUCUUGUGCUAGUUGAUCGCUCAGUGAAGAUUCCCAUUGGUAUCCUAGAAGAUCUCCCUGUUAUGGUUGGAAAUUGUGAGAUUCCUACAGAUUUUGUGGUGUUGGAGAUGGAUGAAGAACCAACAGAUCCUCUGAUAUUAGGGAGACCUUUCUUGGCUACAGUAGGAGCUGUUGUGAAUGUUAAGGAAGGGAAGAUUGAUCUUCAUCUUGGCAAAGGGAACAUCCUGCAUUUUGACAUCAAGGAGGUGAUGAAGAAGCCCACUACCCAAAGCCAAGCAUUCUACAUUGAAGAGAUGGAAGCUUUAGCUAAAUAG
Molecule: messenger RNA, 1782 nt
Organism: Brassica napus (rape)
Lineage: Eukaryota; Viridiplantae; Streptophyta; Magnoliopsida; Brassicales; Brassicaceae
Exons: 3
Coding region: 1-1782 (593 amino acids)
Source: RefSeq, a predicted model, not a curated record